Molecule: messenger RNA, 618 nt
Organism: Epithele typhae
Lineage: Eukaryota; Fungi; Basidiomycota; Agaricomycetes; Polyporales; Epitheliaceae
Exons: 2
Coding region: 1-618 (205 amino acids)
Source: RefSeq, a predicted model, not a curated record
AUGCCCAGCGCCGCGUCUUCUGAUGGCGCACAGACAAUCUGUGCUCUCCCGGCGUGUGCCGCCCCUGCAUCCACGGAUGUGUUCUGCCUCACGUGCAAGUCGACGUUCUACUGCCACCGCGGCCAUGAGCUCGAGGACAUCCCGCGGCACCAGCGGGAAGACUGCCCCUCUUCCUUCGUGGGCUCGCCGCGGACGCGGGACUCCAGAAGCGGCGCGCCGCCUCCACGCCCCACCGUCGUGAUGGCCUCCCCAGAAAAGAGCGGCGGCCCCGAGGCUGGGCCGACCGCGGCUGCGCGCCGCGUGGACCAUCCGGAGGACUCGCCCGAGGUCGCGGCGGUGCGCGCGAUGGUCCGGGCGGAGUUCGACGCGCAGAGAGAGGAGCUCGAGGAGGCGGUUCGCCGCGAGAUUCGCGGCGAGGUGUUCGUGUCCGUCGUGCAGACCGCGCUGCUGGUCGCCGCCGCGUGGGGCGCGUGGACGCUGGCCGUGCGGCCGGUCGUGCUGUGGCUCUGGAGCUGGGUCGAGCGCGUCGCGCCUUCGUUUGUGGUGCGGGUGCUCGGGUGGGGAGGGCAGGCGUUCUUCUACUUUGUCCUGGUGAUGACGGCUAUGAAUAUGCGAUGA